UAAUACAAACCACAUUCCUAUUCCAAUACAAGAACAUCAUCAACAACAAUAACAACAACAACAACAAGACCUUCCCAACAAAGAACAAAAUAUCUACUAGCUUCUUCUUCAUCCUCUCCUUAAUUUCAUGCCAAUGAGCGAACAAGAACCAAGAGACUUCAUGACCGUAGACUCCUUCUCCCAGCUCCCUUUCAUCCGUCCAUCCCCUUCCGGCCUCCAUAAACCACCACCUUCCUCCUCCUCCUCCUCCUCCUCGGCCAUUCGCCUUUUCGGCAUCGAGUUUCCUCACAACUCCACUGAUGAACAAUCACAACAACAACAACAACAACAACAACAACAACAACAACAACAACAAGAUCAACAACAAGAUCAAGAAGUAGUUCAUCUCAUAGAUCAAACCAACUCCACCACUACAAGUACUCCAAACGGAGACAUUAAUACAACCAGAAAGUUUGAAUGCCACUACUGUUGCCGCAACUUUCCCACUUCUCAAGCUCUCGGAGGUCAUCAAAACGCCCACAAACGUGAACGCCAACAUGCUAAACGAGCUCACCUUCACUCAGCCAUGGCCUCUCUCCACAACCACCACUCAAACAAUGCUCAUGUUUAUGGUGUUUAUAAUUACCACAGGCUCAUCUCCUCCAUGCCUUCAGCCACACGUUUCGGUCUCGGUCAUGUCUUCGAGCCACCUUCAUCGUCUUCUUGGAGUCCUGCCGGAGUUCAGUUCUAUGGUGGGCUUGGUUCUGUGUCUCAGCCUAUCAAUGGUAGUCCUUUACCCGGUCUUUGGAGAGUUUCCGGUGCAACACCGGAGUCGAAGAUCUUUUCCGGUGAUGGUGAUCAUGCUUUUAGUACUACUAAUUUCAAUGCUUUUUCUUCAUCUUCAUCUCCUUCUUCUCCUUCUUCUUCAAUGGUUCGUUCUAAGGAGAACCUUAGUUUGGAUCUUCAUCUUUGAUUGAGGGAAAUAUUAAGAGUUUCUAAUUAGAAUAUAGUCUUUUUCCC
This is a messenger RNA of Dioscorea cayenensis subsp. rotundata (Guinea yam), 999 nucleotides long. Its product is annotated as zinc finger protein 8-like. Gene Ontology annotation, molecular function: DNA-binding transcription factor activity. Gene Ontology annotation, biological process: trichome morphogenesis; trichome differentiation; response to gibberellin. The coding region runs from base 128 to 952 and encodes 274 amino acids. The record is from RefSeq and is a predicted model, not a curated record. Lineage: Eukaryota; Viridiplantae; Streptophyta; Magnoliopsida; Dioscoreales; Dioscoreaceae. The transcript has a single exon.